Molecule: messenger RNA, 1824 nt
Organism: Fusarium odoratissimum NRRL 54006
Lineage: Eukaryota; Fungi; Ascomycota; Sordariomycetes; Hypocreales; Nectriaceae
Exons: 7
Coding region: 1-1650 (549 amino acids)
Biological process (GO): positive regulation of transcription by RNA polymerase II
Cellular component (GO): nucleus
Molecular function (GO): transcription cis-regulatory region binding; DNA-binding transcription factor activity, RNA polymerase II-specific; zinc ion binding
Source: RefSeq, a predicted model, not a curated record
AUGAAGCGAGUAAAAUGCUGCACUGCUUGUCGCCGCCGACAUAGAAAGUGCGUUACCCAGCCCGGAGCCUCCCAAUGCGGGACUUGUCUAGAGUCAGGGCAGGAAUGCCGGUUUGAGAAUGACAUUCGGUUCAAACACACUCAUUCAGAAACAAAGAAGGAAUCUGGACGGAAAUGGGCCAAGGUUCCUCAGAAGAUUUCUUUCACGACACCUCGUGGAAUUGAUGGCAAGGUGCCUGAGGAAGCGGACACGAGACAGGAGGCGAAUGAGUCGGCAACGCAGCCGAUAUCUGAAGGAAUGAUGGAAAUAUCGAUAGACGACCCCAUGCAGUCCCAACCUGAAGCUGGGCCUUUGGAACAGGUGUUCAGUUAUUGGGGAUCGCCUUCAAACCUCAUCACCGACUCUCCAAUCGAUCAGAACAUGAGCCCAGCAUACCAAGCAGAGAGUCCAUCACUCCCACGAGCAUCCAUCCCAUUUAUUCUCGACCCCGACAGGAAUUCUCCUAAUGCCACUGGCCAAGGUUUAAGCGGCCAAGGUUGCAGUCAAGAUCACUUCGAGUUGACGGAACGAGAAGCCUUCCUUUUCAUGACUUACAUCCACAAACUCGCGCCUCUUUCCGACGCAUGCGAUGACGCUCGCCAUUUCGCACUAGAAGUCCCCCGUCUGGCGCUCCAUCAACCCAUGAUAAUGAACGGCCUCCUCGCCCUCGCAAGCCGCUACGACUCCCGCUGCACCAACAGCUCCGACGACAUUGAAAGCACAUUCUAUCACAAUAAGUGCAUAAAAUUGCUCAUCGAAGCUUUCGCUCAACCGCCUGAAACGUGGGACUCGACGCUUCUCACAGCCGUAGUGAUCGCGCGCUUGUACGAAGAGAACGAUAACGAGACUGACUCUUACUAUCACCAUCUCAGUGGAACGCAGAAUCUGUUGAAUCAUGAGGCCAUUGCUCGGUUUGUCAUGCAAGGUGGCUUGGCAGAGGCAGCGAGCUGGGUUCAUCUUCGACAAGCUAUCUACGUCUACGUUGUUCGCAGGGAACCUCUUGAGAUAUGUCUUGAGAACUUUGAGAGGUCAACGGUGUUUCGGAGAUCUGAUGACUCCGCUUAUGCGAACAGGGCAGUAUAUAACUUUGCCAAACUCAUGAGACUAUUUCUUCCAAUGGAGAGUCCAGACGGCGAUCUUGGAAAGUGGGAAGCUGUUGAAAGGGAGAUGCAGGAAUGGUAUGAGGCCAGACCGGUUUCAUUCAAGCCCGUAUUCCACAAAGCGGCGGAUAUCUCAAGUGACAGGCCGUUUUCAGUCAUUUGCUUCGCUGCGUCGGUGCCUGUGGUGGCGAUGCAGCAUUACUACGCAUCCAAGGCUGUUUUGUGUUUGCGCGACAUCAAACAGACUACAAACAAUCACAGGAGACAAGAGUUUGAGAACAACAUAUCUUCGUAUCUCUGCAUGCUGAUGGGUCUUGCUUUGUCCAAUUCUCAUGUUGCAAACGCAUUCUAUCUGCCUGCACAUAUGCUUUCGCUCUGUGGAUACUGCAUAAGAGAUCCCUGUGUGCGAACCCAUACCAUACAGUAUCUGGAGAAGGUUGAUGAGGUGAUCAAAUGGAAGACAAAGGCACUCAUUGGAACUUUGAAGAGGGAGUGGAAUGGUCAAGACUAACAAGUCACGCACCAAGUCGGGAGAGAGGAUGGUCGUCAACCACAUCAGCUCAUAUUCUUUCCACUGGCCAUCCCUCCCCGGUUCACUGCAAAGUAUCGCGACUUCCCAUGCCUAAGCUACGACUUGGUUACAUUCCACCCUUCAGCCCUUCAUAAGGAACUCACAACUGUUGCU